CCAGCCUACAAAUAGCACCCCAGCUGAGCAGCCACACCAUACAUGCUUGCAAUUGCAACAAAGCUUGUGUUGUGCAACAACAGCAGCUCAGAGACACUAGCUCCAGAGUCAGGACUAACUACUAGCCAAAGCCAAGAUCACACAACUUCCAUUCCAAGACCAAGAGCGCUUCCAAAUUGCGGGCUUCUCCUCGCGGUGCAACAGUGUGUAUGCUCUGCCUGCUAUUCUGAUCUUAGGGGGCAAGCGCGACUGCCACUUCACACCUUCCUCAAGGCGGCGAAGAUGUCGGUGGCCGUGUACCGUGGCCCAGCUGCUGUUCCGGCGUUCGAGGCGCCCUGCUGGCUGCGCCCUGCUGAGCCGUACAAGCAGCCGGAGGCCGUCGUCGACGACCGGCCUGCGCAGGUGGACAUAUGGAACGCCAUCCAGGCCGACGUGGACAGGGCGUCCGCCGGCGCUAAGAAGGCGUCGAAGCCGUACGUGCACCGGUCGCGGAGCCUGAUGAGCCAGAAGAGCCUCGAGGUCUGCACAGAGAGCCUGGGCAACGAGACCGGCUCUGGCGACUUCACGUCGUCCCUGGACAUGGCCUUCCUGUUCGACUCGCCGCUGCCGGCGGGUGCUGCCGCAGAGGAGGAGUCCUUCUGGCAGCACGACGGGUCUCGCCGCUGCGAGGAGGAGCAGUGGGAAAGCGAGGACCUCGCGGCGGUGAACUACCACUGCUCGGCCGGGACGCGGCCGCUGAACCGCCGCUCGUUCCCGCCGCCGCUGCCGUCCAUGUCGCGCCGCGACGGGCCGUGCCUGCAGAUGCGCCCACGCCGCCAGGACGGGCGCCUCGUGGUCGAGGCCGUGGCGGUGAGGCCGCGCGGCUACCUCCACGCGAAGCGCCAGGGCGGGCGCCUCCGCCUCUCCUUCGUCGAGUGCUCUGCUCGCGCCCAGAGCGCGGCGAGCAGGAUCACCGCGGCGGCAGCUGAGGCGCCGUAUUUCCCCGCCGUGGAGCCCAAGAACGCGCAAGAGGAAGAGGCGGCCGUGGAAGUGGUGGACGACGACGACGAGGAGGUGAUGGAGGAGGAGGAGGAGGAGGUGGAGGUGCUGGACAGGGGCACCGUCGUUGAGGUCAAGGUGAGCACGCAGCCGCAGGCGCCCACCGCGGGCAAGGUGCACCGCUCGAGGCUCGUGAUCAACAAGUUCGUCGGCAGCACGCCGCUGUCCGUGGACCAGCCCCGGUGCGAUGACGGCGCGAGACAGCCCGAGGCGAACACCCGCGACGACGAGACGACGGCGGCGGCACAGCCGUCACGCCCGACCAUGCGACGGGUGCCGUCGUCUACGACGACGCUGGCGGCCGCGGUCGCCGCAGCCUCGACAGGGACCGACGUCCCGCCGGCUCCGGAGGACGACGACGAGUGCGGCGGGCUGCACCUUCCCGCCCCGGCCGCGGCCGAGACCAAACAGCUUCUGCUGCUGUCGUUCACGUCGCGGAGGGGGGACAAGCAGGACCUGCUGCAGAGCGUGCGGCGGUGCCGGCAGCUGCGGCAGAAGAAGCUCUUCAUCCUGGAGCCCUACUGCAUUGCCACCUCCUGAACAAAACCGUCCAUCACUGCGCUGGCACACCACAGAGCUGCGAAUGCGACAGUUCGGUCGCGUCGCCAUUGCUAGCCUUAAAUUAAUCACUAGCAAAUCAAGCACGGUCCUGAUUAGCCGAUUAUAAGAACCCCUGCCAGUCCCGUCUCCGUCGUCGUCACAGUGGCUUUCCCCAUGUGUUGCUUGGUGUUUCGCCUUUUGACUGCGCGUGCAUCGGCUAGCAGUCGCCGUUUGUUUGUUCCCUUCCCGCUGGCCUCGUGCGUGCUGUGAUUGUUGUUGUUGUUGCUGCUGCUCAGGUAGUUUGUCCCCGGCAUUUGCAGAGUGUGAUUUGAGUAAGUAAUUUAUCAAUGGAUUAACAGAUUCGCUCUUGUGAAUCUGCUACUUUA
This is a messenger RNA of Zea mays, 1964 nucleotides long. Its product is annotated as protein FAF-like, chloroplastic. Lineage: Eukaryota; Viridiplantae; Streptophyta; Magnoliopsida; Poales; Poaceae. Bases 43 to 1578 code for a protein of 511 amino acids. The record is from RefSeq and is a predicted model, not a curated record. The transcript has 2 exons.